This is a messenger RNA of Rhea pennata, 1800 nucleotides long. RefSeq names its product urotensin-2 receptor-like. Gene Ontology annotation, biological process: regulation of blood pressure; blood vessel diameter maintenance; neuropeptide signaling pathway. Gene Ontology annotation, cellular component: plasma membrane. Bases 293 to 1441 code for a protein of 382 amino acids. NCBI's taxonomy places the organism in Eukaryota, Metazoa, Chordata, Aves, Rheiformes, Rheidae. The record is from RefSeq and is a predicted model, not a curated record. The transcript is spliced from 2 exons. Gene Ontology annotation, molecular function: urotensin II receptor activity.
UAGCUCCACUGAAGAGCAGCAUGCGCAACCUGCACUGGCUUAGCUGGAGCAUCCCAUGCAGAGAUCUUCAUUCCCAAUGGAGCGAGCAGCAACCAGGUGACAGAGACACUGGCACAGCCUGUGAACAACUGCGACUUCUUCAUGCAUGUGGAGAAAGCAGUUCUUCUUUGGAUGAGAACCUGCUAAGAAAUGGUUUACCAGCUCCCGGUAGUCACAUUUCUCAGGGCAGAAAAAACAGAUCUGCAGACCCCUGUGGCAUGAACGAAGCAUCCAGUAUUAAAAGACCAGGAGGAUGUCCCUAACUGAUGAACUGGAGAGCCACUUUACAGCAACUCCCUACAUGGUCAUGGACACAAGCAAUGGUGGCCGGUUCAGGGUCAGACCCAACAACUCCAUCAAUGCCACCUGGGAUGGCCCUCCAGCUGCAAGUUCCAUGGAGGAUAUGAUCGUCAUCUGCACCAUCGGGACGAUACUCUCCCUUAUGUGUGUGAUUGGGGUGACAGGAAAUGUCUAUACCUUGCUAGUGAUGUGCCAUUACUUGCGAUCGUCUGCCUCCAUGUAUAUUUACAUCAUCAACCUUGCACUGGCAGACCUGCUUUACCUUCUCACCAUCCCCUUCAUUGUCGGAACCUACUUCAUUCAGAAAUGGUACUUUGGGGACAUUGGCUGUCGCAUCCUCUUCAGUCUGGACUUCCUCACUAUGCAUGCCAGUAUUUUCACCCUCACAGUCAUGAGCACCGAGCGCUACUUUGCCGUGCUGAAGCCCCUGGACACUGUGAAGAGGUCCAAGAGCUACCGAAAAGCCAUUGCUAUUGCCAUUUGGCUGGUAUCACUGCUGCUUACGCUCCCAAUGCUCAUCAUGAUCCAGCUGGUACAAAGAGACAACAAAAGUAUCUGCCUGCCCACCUGGAGCAAGCUGUCCUACAAAGUUUAUCUCACCAUCCUUUUUGGUACCAGCAUUGUGGGCCCAGGGGUAAUCAUUGGCUACCUCUACAUCAGAUUAGCUAAGAUUUACUGGGUGUCACAAACAGCAUCCUUCAAGCAGACCAAGCGGCUGCCAAAUCAAAAGGUGCUCUAUUUAAUCUUCACUAUAGUGCUGGUUUUCUGGGCUUGCUUCUUGCCUUUCUGGAUAUGGCAACUCCUCUUCCAGUAUUAUGAAUCCCUCCCAUUGUCUCCUAAGGUGAUGAAGAACAUUAAUUAUCUGACAACUUGCUUAACCUACAGCAACAGCUGUAUCAACCCCUUCCUUUACACCCUACUCACCAAAAACUACCGGGAAUACUUGAAGAACAGGCAGCGGUCUCUUAGCAGCAGCAGCGGGUACUUCCAAAGGAGGAAUCGAUUUCAGAGGAUUUCAGGGAGAUCCCUCUCCACAAGCAGUCAGCACUGCACAGAGACGUAUGUUCUUGCUCAUGCUCCUUUGGGAAACAGCAGUGCCUGAAAGUAAAAUAUAUUCUCAAGAACAAUCAAUAUUGACUUCAAUGUUGCUUUGAUUUAAGGUGUAUACUGUAAAGGCAAAGCCUCAGCAGAUCCAUAAUAUGUACACAUUUAUUCCAGAAGCUGUGCCAUAUGUCUCUUCUCAUGAAAGCCUAUGAUUUUUAAUGGUAUCUGCUAUCUCACAGAGUUAAAAAUUGUUAUUUUGUGAAUGGUUGUACUUUGUUCUUUUUAAAGCAGUAACAUUUGAUUAGUAGUUGUAUGAGAACUGAAAACAAUGAAAUAAAGACAAAGCAUCUGAUGUUUGUGACAUGCAAUCCAGUUUGCAUUUGGGGUAGAACUAAACAGUUUGGAGGAAGAAUAUCA